GCAUAUCCAUAAACAUAUGUAUCAAGGCUGGACCAAAAGGCAGUAUAGUCCCCUUUCUGGACUGGACCUGUGGUGGAAAGACUGCAACAGGUGCGUGACGGUACCUGACUGGACAAAAGUCAAAUUGUGCUCCCAUGAGCUGCACCUGGUCAUGAAGAGCCUGGUAAGGUGACUGUUCACUGAAGAUGAAGAGAUGUCCGUCCUCCCCUCUCCAGGGGUCUUUGGGAUGUUGUAGGUUGAGUCUGUUCUGGGACAGUUUGGAGAGAGGGUCUUCUUCUUGCCCCAUCAUUUCAGACUGUCUCUGAAAAUGGUGAACUGUACUUGAAGUAAAUAAAGGUACCUCACAUGCUAAGACGGGCUACCUCAGCGUCUAAAGGCAUACGCUUUCAAUUACGGUAUCGUUUCAAAUGACGCUAAGCGAACGUGCCACAGACCUCAACCAUAACCGUUAACGUGAACUUUGUUUCAUCCCGACUUUGCCUGAACGAACAGCUGGCAUGCUAUCACAUUAACAUGACCCUAAACUAACUACAUGGUGUAAUUGUGGUAACAUGCACAGCACAAAUAAAGUACAGAAUCACAGUGCAGGUUUGCCGUGGAUUAACGCUAACCUUUGGCUUGAACAAACAAAAGACAUUUAUCAUUAGAAAUAUAAUUUAGUUGGCAGAUUUUAUACAUGCCCAAUUUACCUGAACGCUUUAUAGUUUCAUGAAGAAAACCCAGCAUUAAUUCAGAGCAAAGAUUUUUGUAGAUUUGAGAGGGAAAACUGGGCAGCCUUUGUGCUGCGGCUCUCAGGUGUCCUAUUAGCCUGGACCGCAACAUGAUAACAUUAGCCAACAUUAGGCCGAGAGGUUACUGCUCCUAUGUGUCUUCAAAAGGUGUUCACAUACCUUUUCUUUUCUCUUCCUUUACUUUAAAUCCCAGAGGAAAGUACACUGCUUCGCCACGGGAGCCCAGGAGAGGGAUAUCAGCUCUGUUAAUCUGGCUAACCAAGCUAACCUGACCGAUAACCCAGCCGCAGGGUUUCUGGAAAACUGCUAAACCCCGCAGAAGUAACCCAGAAAAAUAACCCAACCGGACCCAGAAUUUGGGUUAAUAAAAUCAGACAGCUUUUUUUUUAAGGGUGCCGAUGAAACCAAAAAGCUACAUUUUGAUGUUUGCAAACAUCAUAGCAGAGGAUUAAAAGUUACUGAUGUAUUUAUCAAGAUAAUAAAAUAAUAAUGCACCAUAAUCUGAACUGAGACGUCAAAAUAUUAUUACUGCAGAGGACAAAGUCUAUUUCCGGCUGUUUACAUUUCAUAAUAAAAGCACAAGACAUAUCGGUCUAUUGACAUUUUACAAACAAGACACUCUGUAUAACAGCUUACUAUAUUAACAUAUGCUCGUAUACAGUGUGGUGUUUAUUUUAGGUUAAUUUUAUUUUAGGUUUAGGUUUUUAUCAACCAUUUGAUGUGAUAGAGGGCAUCAUGAUUGACAGCUGAGCGCUGCUCCUGAUUGGGUCAGACAGGUGUGUGGGUGGGAACUGGCUCCAAAUGAUGUCACCAUUUUUUUGCUUCACUUUUGUACAGGAGGAGGAAGUGAAGACACGUCACCCAGCUUUAUGUCAAUGGUCUUUUCUCUUUGUCCAUCGUUUUACAGUCCAACUGUGAAAUCAAAACCUUUACAAAAAACAGAAUCGUACAACGCAGUUUAUGUUUAUCAUGCAGCCCCUCUGGAGGACAGAACGUUGCCGUGACGUGUUCAGGUUACGUAAUCCUGUUCCUGCUCUCGUCCUGUUUAUAGAACUGGAACAUUUCUUUAACAUCCUGACUAACUAAAGCUCAAACAGAGGUCAGAAGGUUUUAGAAAAUGUCUUUGUGCUCAGAUCAGAGCUCAAAGAGUGAGGAGCUGUUGAAUGUGUCUUGGCUUUCUGCCCACAUGUGUGUGUACGCCUCCUUCCAUGGAACUCCUGUCAUCCAACACGCCCACAGUCACCAAACAGCCACAGGGGGAUUUGAAUACUGAACCACAGCGUCGGACAGAAAUAAAAGCAGGGAGAUGAAAAGACAGGCGGACGGAUGAAUAACAACCUGCUGCUGGAGAGACGGAGCCAUGACAGGAUGAACAAAUACGUGCAAAUCGCUCCAGUUGCUGCCUGCAACAACUCCUCAGUGACCGUGGAGUUGCUGGCGUGUUUCCAUAACGAUGAUAUGUUCAAGUACCGUGCGUACACCUUCACUUACCUUCUGGUGUUUCCCGUGGCGUUUCUCUGCAACAUCGGAGCCCUGCUGGUGUUUCUCCUGCAGAGCAGCCGCAGACGCUCCGCCUCCUGCAUCAUCAUGAUGAAUCUCGCCCUAUCAGAUGGCAGCUUCUCCCUCACCCUCCCUCUGCGAUUGGCUUAUUACUUUAGGGGUGGUGUGUGGGACUUCCCUGAUUGGCUGUGCCGACUGUGUGUCUACUGCUUCUACGUCAACCUGUACACAAGCAUCCUCUUCCUCACUCUACUGAGCACGCUCCGUUGGCUCGCUGUGGCUCAGCCCCUUCGUCACCGCUCUCUGACCACGCCCACCCGAACCUUAUUGGUCUGUCUGGGAGUCUGGCUGUUUGUGGGCGUGUCCUCCGCCCCCUUCCUGACCAAUGGGGUGACAAAGAGGGAGGACAUUCUUCGUUGUUUUGAGCCUUCCAGCCCCUCAUCUUGGGGGCGGAUCCUGAUCCUAAACUACGUGGCGUUGGCUUUCGGCUUCCUGCUGCCUUUCAUCACAAUCAUCGUCUGUUACGGCAGACUCAUUCGACGCCUAAUGGUCCGCUCCAGCCUCGGCGAUGGCAGACCGUCCAGCAACGCUCGCCGUCACAACAGACGCCGCUCCGUGUACUUGGUCACCAUGGUAACAGCGACCUUCCUGCUCUGCUUUCUGCCCUACCACGUGAUUCGGUCUCUGCACCUGCACGCCGUGUGCGGCGGCUGGGACUGCAGCGUCACAGUGGCGCUGCAGCGGGCGGUGGUGGUGACGCUGUGUCUGGCAGCGUCGAACAGUGUGGUCAACCCACUGCUGUAUUACUACUCCACCAGGACGUUCAGGAACCACAUGAGGGACGCGCACUCCUCCCUGCUGACCAGCAGGGGGGGCUCUUUCAGGUCAGGACUGGCUCUGCUGAGGAGAAGGAACACCACCUGAGGAAGGUGGAUGGUCCUCAAAGUCACCUCAGCAGCAGGACCAGUCAAAGACUCCUCACGUCCUCAGAACUUCAUGUGAAUGAAAGACGCCACAUCAAGGAUCACUGGACUGCUGCAUUUAUAGGAUUUCUUCUGACACACACACGCACGCACACACACACACACACGCGCACGCACGCACACACACACACACACACACACACACACACUCACACACACACAAAUGUUCCCUCCUGUUUGAACUGCUUCUUUGAAAUGAAAUAUUUGUGUUUCUAGUUUUUAAAGGUUUCCGUGGAACUGAAACACUUCAGGUUUGACUCUGCAUGUGAGACUUGUGUGUGUCUGUGGUUGUAAAUUGUUGUAAACAUGUGAUGAGGGCUCAAGUGAAGAAUCUUUGUUGACAUUUGGUUGUUUAUCUGGUAAUAAACCAUGUCGAC
Molecule: messenger RNA, 3591 nt
Organism: Scatophagus argus
Lineage: Eukaryota; Metazoa; Chordata; Actinopteri; Scatophagidae
Product: cysteinyl leukotriene receptor 2-like
Exons: 5
Coding region: 2058-3155 (365 amino acids)
Biological process (GO): G protein-coupled receptor signaling pathway
Cellular component (GO): plasma membrane
Molecular function (GO): G protein-coupled receptor activity
Source: RefSeq, a predicted model, not a curated record